GUGAAGCGGGGAAAUAACAUGGCUGACCUCGCACAAGAAAAAAAAAAAAAAAAAAAAAACACACACAAGGAAAGUUUCUGAAGCUAUAAACGCGGGACUAGGUCAAGUUUUGUCACUCUUCUGCAUGUUGCCCUUGAGGUCAGUCAACCCUAUUUUUUUCUGCAUCUUUUGAUCAGCGAGUGCGAUUUUUUGUUGUUGCCUUGAUAAUCAUCCUUGAUGAUAUGAACAGUACUCAAGAUGGACGUGAAUCACUGCAAGUUGGACAGGAAGCUGACGCCAAGAAACCACGAGGGAAAAGCAGAUCAGUUGCAUGGGCAGUGUCCUUGACAGCAUCUUCAGCCAGUGUGGAUGUUCUUCAGGACAGAACUGAAUUGGUAGUGGAAACAGAGAGCUAUGUUGAUUUAGACAAAGGAAAUGCAUCAAGGUUUGUGGUUUACGCCUCAACAGCGCCGUCCAUGCUUCUCAGGAUCAGUGAUGAGGUUGAAGUAACUGAAGAUCCGACGCGAAACUGGUUAGAAAUUGCUUCCCAAGAUGUUCUCUUGCAAAGCGAGGCUUUACCAGACGCGGACAACGGCCUGCCAAGCUUCACGCUUCAUGACGUUCACACGGGGGCCGAAGUUGUCAAGUUUACGAGCAAAAAAGUAUCGUCAGCGUGCUACGAAUGUUUUACUGGAACCAAGACGAACAUGAGUGUGUGUGAUGCAACUGGGAGGCUGAUAGGAAAUUUGCACAAGAAUGAAUCUCACUUUAAAGGAGUCAGUGUGGAGGUGGAGGAAGCCAAUGUUGUGAUUUUCAGGGCAAUUCCUGAGGCGUUGGAAACGAGUGAAGAUGAACAGAAUCCGCAUCAGGAAUGUUUUGUGGUGGAGCAGAACAAACACCCUGGUUUGGCUAUUGGUCGGAUUGUGUCGACUUUCUCUGGACACUGGAGAACCUUGCUGUCACUACGACAUCCGCUACCAGUGAAAAAAGUUGCUUUGCUUUUGGGUUGUGCCUUGGCUGUACAUGAAUGGUACCACAAAAUAUGGUUGCCUCAUCAUGUAGCUGAUGCUCAGUUGGGUGGUGCUCACUUGACCCCGCACCAGUUUCUCCACUAUGUUGCAAACAAAACAAAAAACAGCAACAUGUGA
Molecule: messenger RNA, 1127 nt
Organism: Notodromas monacha
Lineage: Eukaryota; Metazoa; Arthropoda; Ostracoda; Podocopida; Cyprididae
Source: the annotation of a GenBank genome assembly